Molecule: messenger RNA, 1683 nt
Organism: Ceutorhynchus assimilis (cabbage seed weevil)
Lineage: Eukaryota; Metazoa; Arthropoda; Insecta; Coleoptera; Curculionidae
Source: the annotation of a GenBank genome assembly
AUGGCGUAUAAUAGCAUCUUUGCAACUGUUCAUCGGCACGGGACGUUCGCUGGUCUGGGUCUUCCAGACAGCCGUCCUGCCGACAAAGCAGCGGUCGCCGAUAGGCAAGUUCGGUUCAUGGCGUCAACGCAUGUAGCUGGUCUACAUAAUUUGAAUGAGGCUUAUCUCUAUUUCAUGGAUGUGAGUGAGGAGGUUGUAAAGGCUGGAACCAAUUUGUCGACUGUUUCGACCAAGUUAGAGAUUUCAAUUGUUAGGAGGGUGGAAAAUUAUUGGCGAGCCGAAAAUGUUCUCAUGCGUAUUUUUAAAAAUGCUGGGGACAUUUACGAGGAGGGAAAAUUGAAGGCUGCGGCGGAAAAUAGGGAGGUUCGUGAGGUUACCUUAUGUGACAACCCUCGUGACAAAGAGGAUGAGGACGGUAGUCGUUUUAAAUUUCAAAGACGUAAGGGUGCGGCGGCCAAGUCUGGAAUGCAGUAUCCUCGCAACGAAACCGUUGCCGGAGUAUAUCUAGGCGAUAGACCGCCAUGUUACUAUGAUGUCGAGUUCGCCGUGAAACCAUUGCAGGAAGACGCGACUCUUCUGUAUAGGGAGGUCAACGUCUUGAGGUGCACUUUAGACCUCAUGAUAUAUCCACUCAUCCAUCUUCACGGAGAGUAUUCACUUCAGCAAAAUGACCGAGAUCAAGCCAAUUCCUUACACGAGUAUAAUUAUUGCAAAAAGAGAUGGACAGCUCUUCGCGACAAUUUUCGAAAAUGUCUAAAAGCCAGAAAAACUACGAGUGGUCAAGCAAAUAUACCAACAAAAAAGUGGAAAUAUGAAGACAUAAUGUCUUUCAUGAUCCCUUUUUAUGCAGAAAGGACACAAAAAUCAAAUCUUGAAGAAAGCGAAGUACAAGAACAACCUCGUGAACAACGUUUGAAUAUUUCUGAUGAUGAAGUUGAUGCUGAUAUCACGAAUGACAAUGACAAUGCGAUGAAUGACUUCCGUCGACCCCCCUCCGCCAACAAUAAUACUAUUCAUUCACAAGGUACCCCGAAUUCCCGAGAAUAUGCCUCAAAAUUUAAUCGACAGCAACAGUCUACCCCAAUGACGAAAGUGUUAACCAAUUAUUUUGAAGAAAAGCAAGCCUCAACAGUAAGCAAACAGAGGGAUCAUUUACAAAAAAUUUUUGAUGCCAUGCAAGAAACAGUUAGGACAUUUUCACCACGCCUUCAGAUCGAAAUUAAAUCCAAAAUAUCGAACAUGGUUUCAGAAUAUGAACUAAAGGACCUUAUGAGUAAGGAACUUCCCAAUAUGCCCCCAAAUGGAGUCCGGCAUUCAUCCACUAGAUCAGAAUCAGCUGGUUCUCCUCUGCUUAGUCCGGGAUCAGAAACUUAUCCAAUACAGUGGCAAGUUCAGAUGAGUGAUCCGCCAUAUUCAUCUUCUAAUCAGUCGCCUUUUUCACGUUCUCCUAUUGUAAUUGAAGUAUCUGAAAAUAGUAACUCAUUCCAGGUGCAAGAUCAGUCAAGUUCCAGAAAUGAAAAUUAUACAAUCCAGUGGCAAGAUCAGACGAAUGUACCUGGGUUAAAUUCAAUUGCUGCUCCACGCUUAUAUUUCGCAAAUUCAAGGUUACCUUCAAGGUUCACGCAGGAAAAAGAAAAAGCCAAUAAUUCAGAUAUUAAUUGCAAAAAUUAUCAGGAACUAUAA